This is a messenger RNA of Striga asiatica, 1224 nucleotides long. Lineage: Eukaryota; Viridiplantae; Streptophyta; Magnoliopsida; Lamiales; Orobanchaceae. The record is from the annotation of a GenBank genome assembly.
AUGGCCCAAAUGAUAAGAGAAAAUGACGUCAAGAAUAGGGAGAGAAGAGGCUCGUUCAAGUUCAACGUGGCGGCACCGGAGUUCGUGCCGACACUGCCGCUGCCAGCUCAGCUUCCGAUAACGAGCUUUUUAUAUCCGUGUUUUCCAUCCAUUGAUGGGACUAAUGGAAGCUGGAUUUACGUGGCGGAUCAAGAAAUAGCAAAUUCGUUUGUUCUAUCCAAGCUCAAUGAAAAAAUAGGCUCAACUCAAAUUAAUAAACAACAACAACAACAACAACCAAGUGAAAUUGUCAUUUCUGAGGAGAUUAAGCGCAAGAUAAUCAAACAGGCCGAAUACAUGUUUAGUGACAUGAGCAUGCUUGCAAAUGAAACUCUCGUCAAGCAUGUGAGCAAGGACCCUCAAGGCUAUGUUCCCAUAAAUUUUGUCUCGACUCUAAAGAAACUCAAAUCGCUCAACAUUAGCAAUCAGACGGUGGCUCAGGCCCUUCGUUCAUCCUCUAAAUUGGUCGUAAGCAGCGAUAGCAAGAUGGUGAAACGCAAAAGCCCCUUCACAGAGAAGGAAAAGGAGGAGUUGCAGUCUAUCAGAAUAUGCCAGCCACAGGAACACAAUGCUUCGCGGUCUAAUAAGACAGAUGUAGUUGUCAGUCAUAAGCUCCAUGCAUUGGUAGAGUAUGAGAAUGCUGAAACAGCUGAGAAAGCAGCUGAAAGGUUGAACGAUGAAGGUAACUGGAGGAAGGGCAUGCGAGUGAGGCUAAUGCUAAAGCGUUCGCCUAAGACUGUGGCAAAGAGCCGAAAACCGGAAAUUUUCGAUGCUUGUAUAGACGACAAUGGGUCGAUCCAUCAUUCACCCGAAGAUGCCCCUCGGAAUAACACCUCAGAAACAGAGUCAGACGACAACUCAAGGAAAAGUUGGACUAGAAAUUGGGCCAAGACCAAGCAGCGUCCUCUUCAAGGCACACGCAGCCUGCCCAUACAAUCGUCACAUUUAAUGGGCUUCUGCCUGGGCCAGCAGCCCAUGAAGGGCCCAAGAAUGCCCGAUGGAACAAGAGGUUUCACCAUGGGCAGGGGUAAACCGCUGGUCGUCCAGGCCCAGUCCAGUUAAAGAGCGAAAGUCUGUGGUGUAUGUAUCAUCACAUCAUCAUGAUAUUGUAAAGCCCUUACAUGAGAUGGAAACCACAUCAAGGGUCUGUUUGGAUUCUUGAAAAAAAAUAAUAAAAAAAUAAAA